GGUUCCUCCCCCACAGGCCGCCAUUGUACCCCGUAUUCCCCCGCUGGACAGCGCUCGCCUUUUGUGAACUCGUUGCAUUUCUGCUUCUCAGCAUAGUCUGCAGACUUGUCUAUGCUUCAAAUGUUGGGUGACAUACACAAGACAUUUCUCUUCGGUGCUUAGAACAAAGCAGAGAGAGGAAACCAGAGACGAGUUCCGUUAUCGAAAAUUUCCCUGGUAGUGAAGGGGAAAAUUUUGACGUUUCGUGGGGACGUGUUUGGGUACGAUGGAGGAUUCUCCAACGCCUUCAGUUGGAACGUGUGUAAAGAAGGAAGUGAUAGUAACAAACAUGAAGGCGGAUUAUAUCCCACAUUCGAUUGAAGUGACGCAUUUUGCCACAGCAAGUAUGGAGGGCCAGGGCUUGAGCAUCCCAAGUCUUGAUGAUUCUGAAAAUGUACCAGCAGAGAUGGUUGUGUCUGUGGAAGAGCAAGUUCAUAACUCAAGUGAAACAGAAGAUACAGAGCUAAAACAUCGCCCAGACAAGAAAAGAAAAAUACGAGUUUAUAGCCAGAAGUUUCGCAAGGAUUGGUUACACUUGAGAGAAUUCCAAGGAUGGUUAGCAGAGGGAAGUGCAGUAGAGAGAGCAUACUGCACAGUAUGCAACAAGGAAUUAACAGCAGGAAAGUCAGAAUUGCUGAAGCAUGCAAUGGGAAAGAAACAUAAAAAGAGAAUGGCUGAAGCAGGCUCACACGUCACUGUUUCUUCAGACUUAUCAAGCGUUCUUGAUGAAACUGGAAUUCCACAUGUUUUGCGUAUUGUUGAUAUGCGAAGUGACACAGUCACCCAACCUAGCAGAGAAAUGAAGGAAGCCAUGUUUGAUGCACCAGUUGGUGAUGACGUUUUUUCUGAAGAUUCUACUGUUAAAGCUUUAGAAGAUAAAGUUGCUAAAUUAUUAGAAAAGGAAGCAGCUUUGUAUGUUCCAUCAGGCACUAUGGCAAAUCUUGUGUGUGUCUUAACACACUGUUGGAGCCGGGGUUCAGAGAUUGUUGUUGGGGAUCAGAGUCACCUAAAUCUUUGGGCACAGAGAGGAGUUCCACAGGUAUUUGGAAUGUGCAUACUUUAUUAUCUUUCAUUAUUUUCCAGUGCAGUAGAUGAGGAUGAAGAACACCCAGGUGAAGUCGCCAUGUGA
Molecule: messenger RNA, 1168 nt
Organism: Penaeus vannamei (Pacific white shrimp)
Lineage: Eukaryota; Metazoa; Arthropoda; Malacostraca; Decapoda; Penaeidae
Source: RefSeq, a predicted model, not a curated record